Molecule: messenger RNA, 1695 nt
Organism: Dovyalis caffra
Lineage: Eukaryota; Viridiplantae; Streptophyta; Magnoliopsida; Malpighiales; Salicaceae
Source: the annotation of a GenBank genome assembly
AUGUCAGUCCUCGGCGACGACGGUCUGGGCUAUGAGCUAGCCCGGAAGCUCGAAACGCUAGGUAUGUGGCGCACUUGGCUCGGCGACGGUCUCUACUCUAAUUUCCUUCAUUUCCUCUCUUCUCCUUCCACAUGGUACUCCUUCAUGCGAACCGACGACUCCAAAUCAAAGUCCCAAAUCCAGCUUCAGCUCCGAGCUCGCGCUCUCUUAUAUGACAAAGCCAGCGUCUCUCUCUUUCUCCGACCCAACACUGUUGCUGCGGCUUCUAAGCUCAAUCCAACUUAUUUGCAAUUGCACGGUGAUGAUGUAUACUUCACUUUAGAGGAUGAAGAUCAAAGACGAGAUGGGGUUGGAAUUGGGGCAACUACUAAGAGAUAUAAGAACGAAGAAUUGCCAGAAACAUGGUAUAAUCAGUUUAUGGAAAAGCGUAAACUUAAAAGAAGUUAUAGGCUAUCAUUUGGGGACCGAGAGUCGGACAGACGCUCACCAGAGCAAAUGUCUACUUAUUUUAAACUUCUUGCUAAGCAUAAAAGAAGAUAUGUUGCGUUUAAUAAGCAAGAUCAGUAUUUGGGCGCUGGAAAUUCUUCUCUAGAAAGCACUUCAAGUAUGCGUUCUGGUUCUGUUUCGGAUGGGUCUAACUCGGUGGAUGAUGACUUUGUGUUUUUCCCCGAGACAAUGUUUAUGUUCAACUGUGUGCCCGAUAGUGCAAUCCCACCAAUAAUUAGAGCUCAAGACAAUCAGAAAAUAGAGUUCCGUGGAGUUCUUGAUGCAUUACCUCAGACCAGAAAUCCUGUAAUGAUAGAGAGGCUUGGUAUUAGUGUGGAACAAGGAGGGGGUUUACAUCGUGGGAAAAAUGGGUCUGAAAGCAAUAAAAAACUUCUUGCUCAAGAGCAAGCUUCGCAGAUGUCUCAAAAGGUAGUAGCCCACUUGUUGACAAGAGUUGGUUUUGAUGGUGCAUCAGAAAUUCCUGUGGAAGUCUUCUCUCAAUUGUUCAGGUGUCAUAUUUCUAAACUAGGCCGUAUCUUGAGAAUACUUGCUGAUAGCUACAGAAAGCAGUGUUCAGCAGUUGAGCUACUUAAGAUGUUUCUUCAAACAGCAGGAUUUAAUAAUUUGGGCGUCUUGAUGGAGAUUGUUAAGGAAGGUGCUAGAAAUACUUCUGAACCAACCCAGCAACAAGUACAUGGAAUCCAGUCACAAUUUCAUUCUCAGCACCAGAAUCCUCUUCGACUACCCCAGCAAAUCCCAAGACAAAUGCAUCCGCAGAUGCAGUCAAUGGUUCAUCCCCAAAAUUUGGCAUUUCAGCAACAGCAGUUGGAGAGAAUGCGUAGGCGCCAGGCAUCCACUCCUCGCCCUGGUAUGGAUGUGGACAAGGACAAACCGUUGGUACAAGUAAAGGUUGAAAACCCACCAGAAUCGCCAAUGGAUAAUAAUGCCUUCAAUGCUUUCCAUUCCAGACAAUCACAGAUGCAGUACCGGCAGCAACAAAUUGCUGCAAUGUCAAAUCUCCAUUCUCAAUCUAGCAAUCAGCUUAGGCAGUUGGCAUCCCUGCAAGCUCCGCAAAUGCAGACAUCGAACCAUGGCAUGGUGAGGGCUCCACCAGUGAAGGUUGAAGGUUUUCAGGAAUUGAUGGGUGGGGAUGCGGCAUUAAAACAUGAGGCUGAGGAAAAUAAGCUAACCUCUCCAUCAAGUAAAUAA